UGAAUGAAGGAGCAAAUCAGGUGAAUCAAGAGGCAGGAAGUUUUGUGACGGUCCAAUCUGUGAACAUCAUGACAGCCAUCAUGUUACUGAGUCUCCUCUUUAUUCCAAGAGCUUUGGCUGCUUGUCCUCCAUAUGCAUACUUGUUCAUUACUGCACCAACAGAGAUGGAAGCUCUGAGUGGAUCUUGUUUACAAAUCCCAUGUAACUUUAAUGCUACUGGACCAGAACCAUUUGACAGCACAAGACCUGUCUUUGGAUCAUGGAUCAAAAAUGAUCCCAGUAUUAAAAAUGUGAUCUUCAACAGCAGUGAGACAGUUAACAUCUAUCCAAUGAAUAUUACAGGAAACCUGAAACAGAAAAACUGCACAACUCUGUUUUCAAAUUUAACCACAACUUAUACAAACACAUACUACUUCAGGAUUAUGAACUGGCCGUUCAGAGCAACUGCUGUUUGUGAUCCUCUUACAAUAACAGUUAAAGAUUCUCCUUGGAGGCCCAAGAUUACAGUCUCAGGUGAUCUGAAGGAGAAGGAGUCUGUCACUAUAACCUGCUCAGCUUUCACUCCCUGUCCACACUCCCCUCCUGAACUCACCUGGAAUCUCCAACAAGACUCUCACAACAAAAUAGAGGAAAACACAGAUGGAAGCUUUACAACUAAAAUCCAGCAGACCAUCACUCUGUCAGACACACAUGAUGGAAAGAAGAUCAGCUGCUCUGCCAGAUAUCCUGUGAACCAAGGAGAAGACACCAAGACAGCAGAGACAGUAGAGACUCUCAGUGUUUCAUAUGCUCCUAAAAACACCUCAGCAUCCAUCAGUCCAUCAGGUUUGGUGUCAGCAGGCAGCUGGGUGAACCUGACCUGCUCCAGCAGAGCCAAACCUCCAGUCAGCAGCUUCACCUGGUUCAAGAAGAGCACAGAUGGACCUGUGAACGUAUCUGAAGGACAGAUUUACAGCUUCAAUGUAACAGAUGGAGGAAUUUAUUACUGUGUGGCCACUAAUGAUCUGGGUAAUCAGACAUCAGCAGAGAUUCAUGUGAAUAUUAAAGAUGCUCCUAAAAACACCUCAGCAUCCAUCAGUCCAUCAGGUUUGGUGUCAGCAGGCAGCUGGGUGAACCUGACCUGCUCCAGCAGAGCCAAACCUCCAGUCAGCAGCUUCACCUGGUUCAAGAAGAGCACAGACGGACCUGUGAGAGUAUCUGAAGGACAGAUUUACAGCUUCAGUGUAACAGAUGGAGGAGUUUAUUACUGUGUGGCCACUAAUGAGCUGGGUAAUCAGACAUCAGCAGAGAUUCAUGUGAAUAUUGAAGGACAGAAUAGUGACUCCUUCCUACUGUGGUCAGUUCUUGGAGGAAUCACUGGGUUCAUCUUAUUGAUCUGUUUUAUUAUCUUUGUUUGGAGGUUAAAGUCAAAGCAUCAAACUCAACAACAGACUCAGAUUCAAACCAAAGAGGUGGUUGCUGAAGAACCAGCAAGUAAAAUAGAGGCAAAGGAAAUAGAGGGAGAAAACAUCCAUUAUGGAGAGAUCAGCUUCUGUAACCUGAGAUAUGAAGCGUCCUCUGACUCAGUGCAGGACAGAGGACAGCAGCAGGAUACGGUGUACGCACAGGUGAAUAUCAACAGGCCAGAAAACAGCUUAACACAGAGAGCUCACGGCCAAGAGGAACUCUAUGCUGAGGUCAAGAAAAAAUGAAAACUGUUUGGCGUCAUUGUGCAGAAAUGACCAAAAUAUUCAUGAUAAACUGUUAACACUCUGUGAACAAAGAAAUAUAAAUGUGGAGCUUGUAUAGAAAAAUGUCUCAUUUUUACCUCCAACAGUUCAAUGAAGUAAAACAAACUACUCUGUGAAGCCUUUUUAAUGUUCAGCUUCCUGUGCUAACUUCCAGCAGCUGUUUUCAGGUCAUUUCUUAUUAAAUGUGUGAACAGAAGUUGCAGCACUUCAAUAAGGAGCCAGUUUGCAUGACAGUGGAGGCAUUUCUUAAGAGGAGAACCUCAGAACCUCCACAUAUAGUAUCAUUUUGUAGUAGGACUUCAUAUUACGGCCCAUACCUUAUUACCCAAGUUCCCAACAUUUACUGUGUAACCUUUAUGAAUUUUGGGCAUAAUUUUUAAUAUUUAGAAGAACUUUCCAGUAGGUGCAGAAGAACAAGGAAGUACUAACUGGAGGCUUUAAAAGAAUUUAAAAAACACUAUAUUUAUACUAUUUUUAACCAUUUUUGGGGUAUUUUAGUGGAAUGGACAAGUUUCCGAUUUUUUAAUUGUAAUUGCGCAGUAUUAUCAGGGGUGUAGACUUUAAUCUGCUUCAGCUGUGUUUACAGGUGAAGAUGGUUUCUGAAGUGAGGAUCUUUGGAGCACCAGAGUCAUUCAAAAUCUUCCCACCUUUAAUUGAAUAAUAGUUCUCAUGAAUUAUUAUUCAACACUUGCAUAUUCUUGCUUUUGUUAAUGGAUGAAAUAGCUUUAUUAAAAUAAAAGAUCACAAAAUUCAGGCACUAUGUAUUUGCAUGCAUUUUGUAUUGCUUCCAAAUAAAUAUUUUCAACUUGCUGUCACUGAAAAUGAUUCCUGUUCUAAAGAAAAAGACCUGCUCCUGCUGGAGGUAUUACUCACUGUGUAAUGUUGUUUAGAGAAACUGCUUCAAUAAAGUUGUAACUGAUUUAUAUCUGAAGUAUCUAUUGAUUUAUAAAUAUCAUACCUU
Molecule: messenger RNA, 2691 nt
Organism: Archocentrus centrarchus (flier cichlid)
Lineage: Eukaryota; Metazoa; Chordata; Actinopteri; Cichliformes; Cichlidae
Product: vascular cell adhesion protein 1-like
Exons: 9
Coding region: 69-1691 (540 amino acids)
Source: RefSeq, a predicted model, not a curated record